CGUUUCCGUUAAAUCCGUCGCGAGCCUCGCCAGUGAUUCGAUCCGAUUCGAUUCGAUCCGAUUCGGUUUGAUUUGAUUUGAGUUCGAUCUGAUUCUGAUCAGUGCGAAGGAAAUACGUGUUCCAUCAAAUAUUUGCAAUGCAGAGAAAGCGAUUGCAAGAGUGUUGAGUGCCACAAAGUGCUGAGAAAAGUGACCCGCGCCAAGCUGAGCAAGGAUUUACGUGCUCAACUCAGCUAUUCAGAGAAAAUAUAACAUUAUAGCAGUACACAAAGUAAGACAACAUCAGACAUCAUCAGAAACAAGAGCUUUGAGGCGGAUCAAUAUACCCUUGAUACCGAAUUCCUCUCCGCGCGCAUCCCCCAACGGCCUUCAAAAUUCUUGAUAAAGUGGCCUCGAUAGGCGCCAACACGCUCAACUUUACGGACCUCGGGAGCCCCUACGAGGGGCCUCCCAGCACCCCGCAGUCCGGCAUGGACGCCCCCGAUGCCCCGCACACGCCCAAGUACAUGGACGGCGGCAAUACGGCGGCCAGCGUCACGCCGGGCGUCAACCUGCCCGGCAAGUCCGCUUUUGUGGAGCUCCAGCAGCAUGCCGCCGCCGGGUACGGAGGCAUCCGGAGCACCUACCAGCACUUUGGGCCGCAGGGCGGCCAGGACUCUGGCUUCCCGAGUCCGCGCAGCGCCCUCGGCUAUCCGUUCCCGCCCAUGCACCAGAACUCCUACUCCGGCUAUCACCUGGGCAGCUAUGCCCCGCCCUGCGCCAGUCCGCCCAAGGAUGACUUUUCAAUCUCGGACAAGUGCGAGGACUCCGGCCUCCGCGUCAACGGCAAGGGCAAGAAGAUGCGCAAGCCCCGCACCAUCUACAGUUCGCUGCAGCUGCAGCAGUUGAACCGCCGCUUCCAGCGCACCCAAUACCUGGCCCUGCCCGAGCGGGCCGAGCUGGCGGCGAGUCUGGGCCUCACGCAGACGCAGGUGAAAAUCUGGUUCCAGAAUCGACGCUCCAAGUACAAAAAGAUGAUGAAGGCGGCCCAGGGUCCGGGCACCAACAGCGGCAUGCCUCUGGGCGGCGGUGGACCCAAUCCCGGCCAGCACAGUCCCAAUCAAAUGCACAGUGGCGGUAAUAACGGCGGUGGCUCGAACAGCGGUUCACCCUCACAUUAUCUACCUCCCGGACACAGUCCAACGCCAUCGAGUACACCCGUGUCCGAGCUAUCACCUGAAUUCCCACCAACGGGUCUCAGUCCGCCAACGCAAGCGCCGUGGGAUCAAAAGCCGCACUGGAUCGACCACAAGCCGCCACCCCAAAUGACGCCGCAGCCACCUCAUCCCGCGGCGGCGCUACAUCCGCAGACGCACCACCAUAACCCGCCGCCACAGAUGGGCGGCUAUGUGCCCCAGUAUUGGUAUCAGCCGGAGACGAAUCCAUCACUAGUGACUGUUUGGCCGGCGGUCUAACAGCAUCCGAACCAGCUGCCCGCGGCUGCCUGGACGCAGCACCAGCUGAACCUCAACCUGAAUCUGGAGCGGGAGAGGGAGCAGUCCCAGUCCCAGUCCCUGCCACAGCAGCAGCAGCAUCAGCAGCAGCACCACCACCACCAUCAUCAUCACUCCUGCCCGGAACUGGGGUUGCAGCAGCACCUGCAACUGGAGCAGCAGGCGCUGGGAGCAGCGCAGGCGCAGCAUCUCCUCCAGCACCAGC
Molecule: messenger RNA, 1698 nt
Organism: Drosophila serrata
Lineage: Eukaryota; Metazoa; Arthropoda; Insecta; Diptera; Drosophilidae
Gene: Dll
Product: homeotic protein distal-less
Biological process (GO): regulation of transcription by RNA polymerase II
Molecular function (GO): RNA polymerase II cis-regulatory region sequence-specific DNA binding; DNA-binding transcription factor activity, RNA polymerase II-specific
Source: RefSeq, a predicted model, not a curated record